GUGUUUCUCCUGACCCUUCCGCCCCUCGCGAUCUCCUCGCCAGGGGGUUAGGUUCUUGUGAUUACAAGCUAAGCUUCUCGUGUGUAAAAUUGAGCCAUUUUUGCCGUCUCCCUCACGGCAUUUCAUACACGGGCCGGGAGAAGCGGAAAAAAAAAAACACUACUCCAGCGAGCGGCGAGCGUAAACAGAUCGGGCAGCCCUCGCGAGGUUUCCGACUUGUGAAAAGGGGUGGGGCAUCGCCGUAGCUUUCAUCAAUGAUACGGGCCAACAAGUGCCCGUCAUAACGCCAUCUAGCGGAUAUGAAAUACAACGGGAGCAAGAAGUAAUCGAUAACUUGUGCCCGGGGCGAAACUUGAUAAGUUCAAGGCUGAUGUCGGCACUGCGCAACCGUUUACCGUAAUUUUGUGACCGUAGGUGAUAAUUUUUUGUUUCGAAGAACCAGUACACUGUACCGCCCUCCCGUGUCGCUCGUUAAUCCACCUUGUUAUUGAUAUCCUCUACGUUUAAGAUUCAUAAGCAAAUAUGGCGGAAUAGCGAGGAUACCUACCACCAGUGAUUGACCUAACCUGUUCUACUAUUCUGACCAGCUGAUUUUGACCUAUAAAAAAGACGCCAGAAUGUGCUGCCAACUUUACUCAGGAUGACGGCUGAGUACAACUUACCCCUGCACGUCAACUCGCAGAAUGGCGACGAUUACGUCAUCGAGGAUGGAUAUCCUCACGAUGGCGUCACACCUCCCGGGAUGGCGUGGGAUGGACAGGGAGACGGCGGAGGCAAGUUUCGCCUCAAAAGGCGCCGCAGAUGUGGACAGUGCGGUCCUUGCCAGGUGAAAGAAAACUGCAACAAGUGUCAAUACUGCAUGAGAAAGGAUGUUUUGAAACAGGCUUGUAUCUACAGGAAAUGUGUUUAUCUUCGCAAGCCGGUGCCAAGGUUUCGCCAGGAAACACCCAUUGCUGCUUCACAGAAGUCUGCACCCACACCACCCCGCAAGCCUUCGAGUACACAGGCUCCCACCAUUGUGACAAACUCUAGUAACAGUAGCAGCGCAGCUCCUCAGAAUGUAAGCAACAGCAGCAAUACAACCUCUGCCCCAGCAUCAGCCCUGUCAUCACCAGCAUCUGUCCCUUCUGUCUCUUCAUCUCACCAAUCUGAGUUAAGUUCUUGCAGGCUGAACCAGUCACCAUUUGCUGCACUGUCUGCCAUGAAUAACAGCAUGUUGGACCCAUUGAGGCACAGAAUGAUUGAACAUCAACAUCGUAGCUCAUUGUUUGACACAAUGGGCCACCAUCAUUCUGUUCUUGACCCUUCUAAGGGUAGCCUGGGAGACAUGUCAAGGUAUUCGGCUGGCCCUGGUGCAGCAUGUUUGAAUGCAGCUCACUGUAAGCUGGAUCAGGGUGCUGCCAGCAUGAACCACAACAGUGAUAUGAAUUUGGCUGCAGCUGCAGCAGCUGCUGUGUCACCUUUGAACUCCAUGAGCAGCCACCAUAGCCAUCACCAAAGUAACAAAACCUUACCUCCCAGGGACCCAUACUUUUCACCAAUGGACACGUGGAGCUCUAUGCCCUAUGGGUUACCUAGACCACAUACAUGGGCACCACCAGCCCUGCCAAACCACCCUGCAGCAGCUGCUGCUUAUGGCUUUCAACAGCACUCUACACCUUUCCCAUCAUCCUUUACUCCGUCCUCCUGCCGCCUUGGCCUGCCUGACUCCGCCUCAUCCCGCUACAGUUCUCAGCAACACAGCUUCCACCACAGCAUGGCUGGUUUCUCUCAGGAUCUGACUCAUGCCACAGCUAAUCAUGCCAAUCACAGCAGUAUGCGGUCACCCAUAAAUACACCAUUCUACCCCACUGCUCCACACAUCACCCCCUCCAGCAUUCCCAGUUUCACCAGUUUGGGUCAGUUUGCUCCAAAUCAAGCUGGCUUUGGACCGACAGCGUACCCAAUGCACCCACAUGCUCAUAUGUAUCCAGGGGGUUUCUAUUCCACUUUUCGAACCGCAACUGAACCACAGAUUUACCAUGCUCAGAUCUUCCCUAGCCAAAAUCCUUUCAAACAUUUAUUCUCUUUACUGCCAACAUUGUCCUCUAACUACAAUGCAGGAAAGGGAGAUUACUUUGAUGAUAAAGAAUUUAACCUAAAUAUUUAUAAGGAUAUUGGUAAGCUUGAUGAUUUUUUUUCAAGCAUCAGCCAUGGCCCUAAAGAAGCAAUGAAGUGUCCAGAGGGAAGAAAAGAUAGCAUUCCAUCUCCCUGCAAGGACAAAAGUCAACAGAUCAGAAGAGACUCCAGACAGGUCAUCAAUAUUGCAGAGUGUUCAAAGAAAAGAUCUAGAAGCAAUAAAACUGAAACAAAAAUGUUUGUCAACUAUAUUUCAAACAUUAAAGGCAGCCAGAAACCAUUCCAGAACAAUCUUAAAGACCAAGAAAUGUUUCAGCAGGUGAAUGAAUUGUCUUGUGUUCCUCAGUGCAAGGAAGUGGAAGAGUUUAUGUCUAGCUCACAUAGACUCUCAGAUGACAUUGACAUUAGCCCAGUUGAGAUCCACUUUCCUCAUGUAAUGAAUGAAUUGGAUUUAUCUGAUGCAAACAUGGCACUACCCCCUGAACCAUCCUCUUGUUCAUCAUCCUCCUGCCCACCUUUCACACCACUGAACUCUACCACUGCCUUCACAUCUCCCAAUCUGUGGCCUUCAUCUGCUAGUGAUCAUUCUGCUGAGCUGUUAUCCAGUGAUGGACAUGUACAUCUUUACAGGUAUAGAAGUUACAAAAAGUCCAACUGGAUAUCAAAACAGUUAUGCAGAAUCAGGAGAAAAUAUUUGUUACUAUGUAAUAGAAACCGUGCGCAGUCUAAAACCUCAAGAAGAUGUUUUGUCCAAACAGCUAAUAAUAAUAAAUUUAAAAUAAAUUAUCACCUACAAUUAAAAAGAGAAAGAUAAAAAAAAAAAAUUUAAAAAAUGUAUAAAACUUGAUAUUACCUAAAGUGAACAAAUAGCUUUAAGAGUCAAAGAAAUUAAUGUGGCCAAUCAAGUCUUUUCACUGAGUGAUUCACUCUUCACACUCUCACAGCUGCUACUAAAAAGUAUGUCACAAAGUUGGCAAGUCUUUAAACACAAGUCUUAUUGAAAACAGAUUUCAUCUGGAAACUUAUUUCAAUUUGAUAAGAACAUUUUGACUUGUGCUGUUUUCCUAAUUCCCCAAAAUGAUGCAAAUGAUAGAAAUCUAUUUUGUUUCAUUUUAUUGAUCCUUUUAGUAUUUUAAAAGUACUAAACCACAAUUACUGCCUGAAUGUUUUUAGUGAUUUUUAAGUAAUAAUUUAUUUUGAAAUAUUUUUUGUUUUGCUUCUUUGCUUACAAAGCAAUUCUAUAUUUUAUCUAUACCUCUGUGUUAGUUUUUAAUUCCAUUGACCAACAAAGUUGAAUGUUGAUAUCAGAGACUGUCCAGUUCAUUUCUAUGACAAAGUACUUCCAAACCCAGAACUAAGCAAUUUGUUGACAAAGAUGUUUAAUAAUUUUUGUUUUAUUUUAUUUGUUUAACUUAACAAAAAGAAAAUUGUGAUUUUACUUUUCUGUUGUUUUUGUUUCCAAUGUUAUUUUUGUUUCAUAAACUUGUUUUUUUUAUGACAUAAAUCCUUCAUGCGCUGUUUUUUUUAAUAGAUGAACGGGUUCACACCAUAUCUCCCUUUAUUUAAUAGCCUUACACUAUAUUGACCUAUGUCAGCUGCUAAUAUUUAAACAAGUAUUUAUAUUCACAGACUAAUUUUUUAAUCUUGUUUUUUUUUUUAUAAACCGCUUCUUGUUGCUUUUUAUUUUUGAUGGAGUUUUGUUUGAAAAGAUUUUAUUGUGAAUUUGAACAUUAAAAAAGCCUGCUCAUACAUGUGACAUGUGUAUCAUGAUCUAUAUACUACAAAUUAUGUCUAGAUUACAUCUACACUAUUGAUAUAUUAUGCUCUCAGUGUCAAUGGCAUGCAGAACAUCUCAGGGUCAGCUUCCUCUCCCUCGCCCACAGAUCAGAUUUGUACAGAAACAAAGGUCUUUGAAAAGAAAUGUUGCUAUUUGAAGAGUUACCAUUUGAAUUGAAUUACAUACAUGCAACAGUGAACCCAUUGCAUUCAAAGUCCCGAAUGUAUUUAUGCUUUCAUAGGUAGUAAGGAUUCCCCUGUAAACUAAACAAUAUCAAGAGCACUCAAUUAACUUCAAUGUUGUCAAAUAAAUACAAAGAAAAUUGAGCUACUUUUAGAAACUUGCAGUCUGCAGUGCUCAAAAGUACAGACACAAAACUGAUCCUAGAACUUUCGACCAAAAAAAAACCUAUCAACAUUUCUGUGCUUCAGUCCCCACUGGAUAUAGCUAAUACCUCCCACCAUAUCUGACAAUCUUCAAUACAACAGUGCAUCCAAAGUAAGCAUUUUGUAUUUGUGUCUAUAAAAGCCUUGGUCCUAUCAUAUUGAAAGGGCAUCCAGUACACCUUCCUAGAAGCCUUAGGACCCUGAACCUUGACCCUUCUGCAUGCCACUGCUAAGUGCUUUGGUUAUUGUUGUUCAUGCCAAGAAACAAAUCUUGAAAGAUUCUCUCUUUAUAUCUUGUUCUCAGGUAGUUCCUCAAAGACUUUCUUCUUCACCUGUUUCAGUUUUACAUCUAUUUACUAUUUAUACAUACGAUGAAAGAUUCUUUUUUUAAAAUGUUAUUAUUAUUCAUGUGUACAUCUAUAUACAUUGAAAGGAUUUUUUGUAUAUAAACAAUAUUUCAAAUGACAUUCAGAAAGUGAUUUCAGACUUGUUUGGUGACUUUUAUGGAUGUCUUUUAUUUUUUGAUUUAGUAAAAUAAUUUGUAAUACAUUUGUGUUUAUGAGCUUUGGUGUGAAUGUUGACAUUGUUUAAGUACAUUAGUUGUUGUUGAAUAAAUGUUAUUGAAUGCUGAUCAUCCUAAUUGGCUUCAAGGAGUGUACUUAUGAUAUCAAUAAAAUAUCAGUUGACUUAUCGAAUCUGAAUUUUGGAAUUAACAGAUGUCAUUUAUUAGGAUUUAUCAGGUUUUUUGCUAAAUAUUUGAUACUUAUUUAGACUAACCAGCGUGAUGUGUGAGUUCUUGUAAUGGACACAACCAAUCUUAUCUUAUCUUAUAUAAUACAAAUAAAUUAGAGGACACAAUGCUGCCAUUGUCCUCUUUCAUUGCUUUUGUGUAGUUUGGACAAACUUAUAUAGGUUAGGGUUCUCAAACUUGUCAGUAUCUUGAAUCAUUACUCAAUUUUAAUCAACAAUUUGUUUGUAUGAAUUGUUUGAAUCUGAGUAAAAAAAAGUAUUGAUCUGUGGCAAGUGAUGCUUAUUGCUUCAUUUUUCACAAGAUCUUUCUGAACAGUUGUACUCUGCUCAAUAGUUGAUGUAUGUUCAAAUGGUCCCGUUGAAGAUGUCAGGUGACAUCCCAGGAGACAGGUUUUACCUAGUGCAAAGUUUAUUUUGAAAGCAUGUUCUGAGCCUGACAUCAUUAUAUACUUCAAUCAAUGAAAAUCUCUUCUGAGUAGCUUGAAUGUUUUCCUCAGUGUCUGAUGAUUGUAAAGUGUCUCCAAGUUGAACACCUGUGCCUUACUUGUUCUAGUAGUCUGAUUGUAGUGCUGUGCUAUUGACACUAACUGUCUGCAAUUUGUGAUGUGAGAAGGAUGAACAAUUGGCUUAGUCAAAAUGAAAUGUUUGUGUUAAAAAACAAUUGUGUUGUGGAGUUCAAGAAUUCUGAGGGGACAAGACUAAAGAAUGGGACCAGUGAGUCCACAGGUGUGGGAGAUAAUCCAGUUCCUGACUUUUCUCACUUUAAUCAACAACCACUUUACUGUCUGCACAUUGGAUCUGUCAACAUAGUGUCUGGCCUCUGGUUCUCUCUUUUAUUUGUUUCUAAACAAAAAACUAAGAGCUUGUUUUCCAUCUGCAAUCAUUGAACAGACUAUAGAAAUAGUAAGAAAUCAAUUCUAUGUAGAAUAGUCACAAUUGGUUUUAUUAUUGGCUGUGUCAAGACAUUUGCCAGAUUUAUAGAAAAUACAAACCAAAACUUUUUUCUUCCAUAUCAAACCAAGAGCUAAUAGUAGUAAUAAAGCUAAUAAUAUUUGGCAACAUGUAGACCUACUGUCCUAAUAGAAAAUUUUAUUUUAUUGUUAUUAUUUUUUACAAAGUAAAAGUGAUUAAUGAAAUAAUUUCUUUUGGUCUCUGUUACCUGAAAAAAUGUAUUUUUGUAUCUGAGUACUUAUGCACUAGUACUAAAUGUUGGUAGAUUUAUUUUUUAGUUUGUGAAAAUAUAUUUUUUUCUAAUGUGUUUUAAAACAUAGGCAUAUUACUCUCUUUGUUUCAAAGUCUUUCUCAACAAUAAACAUUUUUGUCUUGGAACUUUUUACAGUUCCUGUUCUUUUAUAGAUUUGUACAAUCUUUGAUUUUUUUUUUCUAAGCUUACAACUUCUGAUAUGAGCUUGUACUGUGUGUGUUAGAUGUUAAAACAAAAAAAAAAAACAUAAGCCCUCAGGCCUUAACCUUUUAUAUUGUUUUUCUGUUCAUGAACAUUUCUCUGAUUGUAUACACUUGUGCAUGAUUUAUUCAACUUGAUCUGAUAGUAAUGUCUCUCCAUUCCCCCAUCAGGACCAAUACUUUGUCCAUUGUUCUUCGAACUUCUAGUUGUCACUAUUUUUUUUUAACAAAAUAAAAAAGUUAAACUGCUGCCAAAUAAUUUCUAAAAUUUUCAAGGAAAAAGAAUAAAAUGACCAGAGUUUCUGAUAUGAAAUAUUUAUGUAAAUAUUUGUCUCAACUCUAAACAAUAAAAUAUUUCUUUUGGAAAGCAAUAUUAAAGAAAAAAAGAAGCCUAACCUAUACAAUUGUGUGUGUGAGUGAAUCAGUUCAACAAGUCACAUGUCUUUGUUCAACUCGUCCACUCCCAUGUCUCAUUCAACUCCAGUCUCCAAUCAAUAAUAUAUCAACAAGCUGUAGUGUCAUUUUAUCCCCACAUUUUCUAUUGUUUGUUUUCUUCAUUAAGUUUUUUUCCUCUCUCUCCUUGAUAAAGCCAUUAGCCAAUGAAAGGUCUUACAAUUGGGCGUUGACCAAGCAGUUGAAUUACCUGACCAAGGAAAAAUCAAUAUUUUAUUUCCAAGUUGCCUGGCUCCACCAGUGUUGUUCCAGUAUGUGUGUGUGUGUGUGUCUCAUUGUUCAGUGCAGAACAAAGAGAGAGCCCAGGGUGGAUGACAAAGAGAUAGUAUCAUUGCCAGUAUUUUUAGACAUCACUACUUCAAGCUAAACAUGUUUUUACAUUUUUGGUUUGAUUUCUCAGAUAGAAAUAUAGCAUUUGUCCUGGCCAGAACUCUUUGUUCACUACCAUCUCUUGGAAAGAAAAGUUUUAGCUGGAAAAUUUCAAAUAUUAAACAAAUCUCUCCAUUUUAGAUGAUGAGGUUGCCGAGUUUUUAGAAUGAUUGAAAAAAAAAACAA
Biomphalaria glabrata is the source of this 7443-nucleotide messenger RNA. RefSeq lists its product as uncharacterized. Lineage: Eukaryota; Metazoa; Mollusca; Gastropoda; Planorbidae. The transcript has 3 exons. The record is from RefSeq and is a predicted model, not a curated record. The coding region runs from base 641 to 2932 and encodes 763 amino acids. Gene Ontology annotation, molecular function: DNA binding; zinc ion binding.